Molecule: messenger RNA, 1497 nt
Organism: Aspergillus costaricaensis CBS 115574
Lineage: Eukaryota; Fungi; Ascomycota; Eurotiomycetes; Eurotiales; Aspergillaceae
Exons: 1
Coding region: 1-1497 (498 amino acids)
Source: RefSeq, a predicted model, not a curated record
AUGUCAGAACGAGUCUCGACUGCCCUAGCCAAAAUAAUACAAAACAACCCAUGGAUGAGCCAAGUAGCAGGUAUCCUGCCCUUAUCAGCUCUAAUCGAUUUCAUCGACAUUCCCGUCAAGAUCCAUACUCUACAAGUAACCGGCAGCUGCCCACUCUGGUCCUGGGCCAUCACCCCGUCAGGCAGUCGACUACUCCUCUCCAGCGACAGCAAUCCCAACAACAAGACCCCCAUUCUGGAUCAAUACGGCAACAGCAUCAGUCUUACCGGGAUCGACGGCCGAUUCGGCGACCUCUACCUGCUCCCGAAUCCAGAAACAGUCCGGACAUGCAUCAGCUCGCAAUCCGCGCACCCUAUCCCCAACAAGCACGCGAACAUGGAGAAACCAAGGCAGGAACUUCGUAUCCAAGAUCUCGAAAUCCUCCACGUCCAACGCUUCUCUCCCAACUCCACCACCCAACAACCAUGGCCAUGGUCAUUCCUCACCCGCUUCUCCCCCCGCUACAUCACCACCAGCCUCCUCGGCUACCUCAGCCUCAUAUGCCUCAUAAUCCUCGCCAUCUUCUCCAGUUGCUACCUCGCCGUAGCCUUCCUCCUGCUAAUGCCCCUAUCCGGCGCCAUCGUGACCCUCACCCACGGCGACGGUCCCCGCCGCCUCCUAAACAGCGACGCCAUGACCUCGCCAUACAACCGACUCGUCAUCGUCGCCCAAAACACCAACUCAAGUCACUGGACAAUCUUCUACGGCGAAAGCACCCUAGUCAACUGCCUCGUGAACCGCCAUCUCGAACCCGAUGAAACCCACACACUCCUUUCAUCUUUCUCACCACUCUCCACCCAAAUACUGAAAAUGCUCCUCCGACUCCUAAUCCUAGCGCAAUGGGCCCUCGCCAUCGCGACAGCAACAACACAGGACUGGAACGCCUUCUACAUCUGCUUCUGGAUAGUAUUUUCCAUCUUCGCGCACGCGUACCUUAUCCCCCUUCGUACGGAGAUUCGUCGCUGGUUAAUGGCUUCCGCGAGGAUACGUCUGUGCAGGUAUACUACGCAACUGAGUUCGAGGCGUGCGUUGCUGAAUACGGUUAUUGCGUUGAAUCCGGAUACAUUCCCUGUUGGGAAAAGCGUGUCUGAGAAGGAGGGGGGAAGUGAGUCGGGGGAAUCUACUUCUACUGCUACUACGUAUGUUGAGAAUGAUACGAGCAGGCUAUGUCCCGGAGCGAUGAAGGCUCUUAACCCAAUCCUGGAGCCGAGUGAUCAGCGCUCACUGUGGGAGGAAGCCACUCGUCAGGCGAUGAUGCUGUGUGAGGAUGUGCCGGUGGAGGAGCGGGUUAGGGGUCUGAGUAGUUCUGACGGGGGAAAUCUGCUCGGUAAGGAGUGGAAUGAGCAAUACGGGGGGUGUUAUUGGAUGUCGUAUAUUAGUGAGGGGAUUUAUAUGGCGGCGAAUAUUAGGAGCCAGGCUGGGUUGUCGGGGAGGAUGGUGGGAGGGAGUGGUGUUUAG